AUGAAACUAUCCAUUCUGAAAUACUCUGUGUGGCUGGCGCGGCUUGUGCCUUCCACCUAUUCGACCACUUUGGGCCAGGCGGGACCUAGUGUGGACGAAGCCACCGAGUUUUCCUUGAUUUACGGGUAUCCCCUUCUAGCCUACGCACAGUUCGCCCUUCCUCUAUUAUCAGGCAAGUAUGGCACCAACACUCUCGACCACGGGCGAGGGCUAGCCACCGCUGCGUUCCAGAGCGUCGUACGUCCCAACGUCGACACUCUUUAUUCUAUGGCCGUGUUAGAUCUUUCUGCAAAAGACCUGGUUAUUGAAAUUCCCCCGAUGGGGGAUCGCUAUUGGGUAUUCCCCUUCUAUGACCUCUACGGCAACAACUAUGCCAAUAUAGGCAGCGUCAGCAACAACAGUCCAGGCAAAUACCGCAUCAGCUAUGCCAACGACAUUGGACAAGAACCGGGGAUUCAGUUGUGCGAAGAGAAAGCUCAACGCUGUAGAAACCAGGACCGCGACUGCAACGGACUUCGGGGGUAUAUCAACUCCCCUACACCUUAUGGUGCCCUUGUUGGCCGGUUCCUUGUGAAAAACAACGACAGUGACCUGCAAUCUAUUCAUUCCCUUCAGAACCAGACGUCUUUGUAUUCGGUUCUUGCGGACCGAAAGCACCCGACUCCUGAGCUGGCCGCUGCCUUGGUGAAUGAAUCGCUGUCGAGCGAUGUCCCAACGAGAAUUAUGCAGAUGGCUGCUCGAUUCACACCCUUUAAUCCUUCGCGCAAUAUCUCUGAUCAGCCGCGUGUAGAAUGCAUGCUGCGCAAAGCUGGUAUUCACGACGGCCGGUUUACACCGACCGGAAUUAACCUGACUGCGAUAGCUGAAAGAUCCCAGCAGGAUGUGCUUCGCCACGCCUCCAGUCCGCCAAUGGUAGUCGAUCUCAAAAAUAAUUGGUAUGGUAUAUCGCCGCCUGCACAAGGAGACUAUGGCACAGACUACAAGGAGCGGUAUUAUAUUGCCUACUAUGGAUAUCUAGCGCUGGUAUCUUCACAGGCUGUCUAUCCAACUUACCGCGAUCCGACGAACGAAGGUAGUGCCACUCUCUUUCUGGCUUCGAAAGAGGCGUACACAAUUACAUUCAGUAGUAAGCCUCCGUUGGCACAGGAUGGAUUUUGGAGCAUCACUGCGUACGAUGCAGAGCAGUAUCUGAUCCCCAAUCCACUUAAUCGAUAUGCUUUAGGGGACCGCUCCGACCUUACCUCACAGUGUAGCACUGGCCCAGAAAACGCUAGUUUCCAGAUCCUGGUGCAGCCCGCAGAUGCUGAACCUCCUCAGAAUUGGACAUCAAAGUAA
Aspergillus puulaauensis is the source of this 1335-nucleotide messenger RNA. RefSeq lists its product as uncharacterized. Bases 1 to 1335 code for a protein of 444 amino acids. Lineage: Eukaryota; Fungi; Ascomycota; Eurotiomycetes; Eurotiales; Aspergillaceae. The record is from RefSeq and is a predicted model, not a curated record. The transcript is spliced from 3 exons.